UACUUUCAUCGCGCCUCGCAAAGAUCCUCCCCUCUCUCCUCCCUCAGCCCGACCAAAAUCCCAUCGCCCCUCGUCUUCUACGUGACAAUCAUGUGUGGACAAUCCCAAAGUAUUUUUUCGCCGCUCACGCUUUUGCGGUUUUGGUAUCCAUCGCCCAGCUUGUGAGAAGCAGCAGCACCAGCAGUAGAAGGAGGCGUUGUGAGUGUGUAGAGCCUGCCGUCUUUCGGUGACUGGUUGUUGGCUGUCGCGGGGCUGUAUCUCUCACUGGAGUCCAAAUUCGUGGGUUGUGCGCGCAGUUUUUUUCUAGUUUCGUUUUAGCUUGGUUGGGACUUGCAAGAGUCGAAAGGCCUUAGGGUAAUGGGAGAUCUUCAUGUGUCUGGGUCUCCGAGGGGGUUUAUUUCGGGUGGAGAGAGCGCGCGUUAUUUUUCGGGGGUUUGAGGAGAACAAAAUAGCAGUUGGUGUGAUAUUGGGCGUGAUCUGCUGUGGCAGCUGUGAUAAGCUCUGCUUGCGGUCCUGCCUUCGUAUCUGUGAAGUUGGGUGGUCAGACAACUGAUCGCGGAGUCCUGUAAUUUCGAAAGCUGUUAUAAUAUAGGGACUCAUCAGUAGUGAGUCAAAUUGUUUUAUGAUUGCUGCCAGCGAAGCCGGUUGUGCUGAUCCAUCGGACAGGUCUCACAUUGCAUCUUUCUCUCAGAUGUGACUUCGUCUUCGGAACCCUCUUCACUCUCCAGGACCAAUCUUUCCCCAGCACGCCGACUUUGGUUGAGGGGCAUACGCAUCCGGAAAAAGCGAAAGGAUACUCUAUUUCCAUCAGGUUGGACCCUGCAAGUAGAAUACUUAGAACAGCUGCCUAAAAGAGUGCCACAUUACUCGUCUGCUGUGUGGUUUGGAUUGCUCCAUUGUUCACAAAAGUCGCAGCACAGUGUAGAGUGCGCUGCACACGAGGACGGUGAGACAGUGACAAAGUGAGAACUUGCAGAAGUCGUCCAGGCUGGAGAAGCAGCCCACGCCGCAGAUUAGAGUGCCUGCAGUCGAUUGACUGAGCGAUUGUGUCCGAGCCACAUCGCGAUGACGCUUAGCUUGAGACCGGAUGAUCGCGGCGCACUAAGGUCCAUGGAAAAAUGAAAAUUAUUCUCUAUCAUUUCCAGAUGGAUAAAAACAAUCUCCAUGUUAUAAGGUCAAAUUCUGAGAUAGGGUGGGGAAACUAUCAGCAUCACCCUAUGCUGGAAACCUCCAUGAACCCUCUGCUUAAUUACUCGCAAUCGCAGUCAGUGUUUCCACAGCUGAUGGGUGCAGCGGAUCAGCAAUCUUUGAUGGAGGCAUUUGCGCAAGCCAAUGCAGGGUGCAUGCUGAACCAGCCUUCGCAGGGUGGCGGCGACAGCUUGGAUACGCUUCUUAAGUCCAGUAAUAGCUCCAGUAUGGUAGAUUCCAGCACCAGCGAGAUGACGUCCCCAGACAACUACUGUGUCGGUGCGCCGGAGAACAAUCUCCACAUGAACUGUAUCUCCUCCCUUGGUGGCGGCCCUGUGUCGCCAGUCCUGACCAACAUGCUUGAUCGUACUGCCAGCACAGGCGCGUGCCUUGUGGCUGCUCACCAACAAUCCAAGAGCGAGUUCUUCCGCAUGGAGAGCCCUGGUGGGCCUUUGUCGCCAGGAGCACCACCAUGCGGGGAAAGCGAAGAUUCCCUUCAUGGCGGUGAAGCUUCAAUGACGGGUCUCAAGCGCCGCUUUGACGGCGGUGACAAGAACUGGAUGGUAGACCAGAUGCAUGGCAGCCGGAAGCAGCAGAAGCCGCAGCUGCAGCAAUCUGAGAAAGCACUCGGCUUCCAAGACAGUGUCGGAGGUUUCGUUGACGCGGCCUCGACGGCGGGGAUGCCUGGGAAAUACUCCGACCUCGCUACGGUUCCCUCCGUGAUGCAACCUCCGCCACUGUCAUUUCUACCCAGCAUUGCAGCUGGUGGUGCAUCGUCGGGGGUGGACAUAGACAAGUUCGCCAGUGUGCGUGCCAUCUUGUUCCGGCACGCGUCCCAGCCGAUACCCACUCUCGAGGAGAUUGCAAGCUCUCGGCCCAAGAGGAGGAACGUAAGGAUCUCGAAAGACCCUCAGAGCGUGGCGGCUCGCCACCGUCGUGAGCGCAUCAGUGACCGCAUCCGCGUCCUGCAGCGUCUCGUCCCUGGCGGUACCAAAAUGGAUACAGCAUCGAUGCUCGAUGAAGCCAUCCACUACGUCAAGUUCCUCAAGCUGCAGCUUCAGACGUUGGAGCAGAUCGGCAACAAUUGUUGUGAUCCACGCUCUUUCCCGCAACAAGGCAGUGCAGCCGAGGAGCUCGCAAGCUUGGUGCGUCCAUUUGACUUGAACUGCACUGCUGCGUUCCAGACAUGGCCGAUUCCGCCUGCCACUAUGGGGAACCAUGGUGACACAUCUACCAAGUGGGGUACUGAAGCCAACCAGGCAACCUUUUCCGAUGGCAGAAUGUAGGAGCUCAUCCUCAUUUUUUAGCAUUACAGCUUGAGCUCAAUGAGAAGCUCCGAAACACAUCAAUCACGCAUGCCGCGCCUUGAAUGAGAUAUCAAGACGGCGGCAGAACUGGAGGCCACAUUUUGAGGGAAUUCAACGUCCACACAAGCUUGUGUGUUAAAGUUCGGCUGCUUGCCUGCAAGCAAGGACGUGCAGUGUAUUACCGAAGACCUUAGCAGCAAUUUUGCGAGACACCAUAGCACCGAGACAACCGUGACUCGUCUCUAAGACGGAGACCGAUCACCUGGCGAUUCUUUGAUCCACAGCCGCCUGCUCCCUUUUUUUCUUCCCUUACUGCUCAUGUUUUCGAAGUUUCGACCCACCCCUUCCGAGGCUGAACCUUUUUUGUAUCGUAAACCGAAGUAAAUACAAGAACCAACCUCUUCUCCGAUUCAUCAACUCUACAUGCCGCAUUGUGCUCGCUCCUGGAGGAUGCCGAUGGUACAAAAGCGGUACUCAGAUUCUUUCAUGUGGCUCUAGAAGAACGUAGACUAUUCCGUUCCCUGCUUCCUUUGCAAUUUUACUCCUGUACAGUAGGUAUUUAUUCCAUUAUAAUCAGCAGUAGAGCACGACCCUUAAUGGUUUUGGUAAUUUGAACGCUUCCUUUCAGUGCACUGGACCUAGGGAAGGACGAAAGAAUCUGUUUAAGUGAUAGGACCUUAAGCUUAGAUUUGAGCUGCCUCAUGUGCUGCCCAAUGUACAGACCACCACCACUGCAAUGCAAAAAGUAUUGCUGCCUAUGAACAUAUGAUAUGCCCUUUUUCAUA
Molecule: messenger RNA, 3280 nt
Organism: Physcomitrium patens
Lineage: Eukaryota; Viridiplantae; Streptophyta; Bryopsida; Funariales; Funariaceae
Biological process (GO): regulation of DNA-templated transcription
Molecular function (GO): protein dimerization activity; DNA-binding transcription factor activity
Source: RefSeq, a predicted model, not a curated record